This is a messenger RNA of Pogona vitticeps (central bearded dragon), 6151 nucleotides long. RefSeq names its product cell adhesion molecule L1 like (gene CHL1). Gene Ontology annotation, biological process: brain development; cell-cell adhesion; axon guidance. Gene Ontology annotation, molecular function: cell-cell adhesion mediator activity. NCBI's taxonomy places the organism in Eukaryota, Metazoa, Chordata, Lepidosauria, Squamata, Agamidae. Gene Ontology annotation, cellular component: plasma membrane; axon. The record is from RefSeq and is a predicted model, not a curated record.
AGGGGUGUGUGUGCCUAUGCCUGUGCGUGUGCGAGAGAGGAGGGCAGCCGUACCAAAGGAAGCCUCCCUCUCUCCAUCCGUGGGGUGCCCACGGUCUCCCUCCUCCUCCUAACCCUCUCCUCGUUUUCUUCCUGACUCCAAGCAACAGCUUUGGAAGAGAAGAGGAACUCUGCCCAUCUUUCAAGUUUACUGAAAAGUGCCACAAAACAAACAGAAUGAAGCAGAUUUGAGAGCAUCAUCAUAUUGAAGGCUGGAACAAGAAGCUGACCUUAACGGCUUUGCUCCCAGAGACUAUUUUUAAAAAGCAAAAUAAAAGGAGAAUUGCAGGACACCUUUCAAUCUGUUUGGACUCCCUGUUUACAGAAGAGAGAUGGAGAUGCCAUUAAGCACAAAAGGAAUCACUGCAUGCCUGCUUCUCUUUGUAUUAAGUUUGGCAGGAGCUAUUGAAAUCCCGCUUUCUGUGAGACAGCUCCCAACAAUCACAGCUCAACCAACCGAUCAAGUAGCAUUCCCUUUUGAUGAAGAGUUUACAGUCAAGUGUGAAGCUAAAGGAAACCCACACCCAAUAUUUAACUGGACAAAAGAUGGGAAACCAUUUGAUCUACACAGUGAUUCAAGGAUAAUUGCAUCCAACAAUUCAGGAACAUUUGUUAUUAAGAAUCGUGGGAACAUAUCCGUAUUUCAAGGAAAAUACCGCUGUUCUGCUUCUAAUGAGGUGGGGACAACUGUGUCAGAAGAAAUAGAACUUGUAGUUCCAGGCAUUCCUAAAUUCCCCAAGGAGAAGAUUGACCCUAUAGAGGUAGAGCAUGGUGAUGCAAUGAUCUUACACUGCAACCCACCCAAAGGGAUUCCACCAUUACAUAUUUAUUGGAUGAACAUUGAUUUGCAGCAUAUACCGCAAGAUGAAAGGGUCUCCAUGAGCCUUAAGGGAGAUCUUUUCUUUGCGAAUGUAGAAGAAAAUGACAGCCGGAGUGAUUAUUGCUGCUUUGCUGCAUUUCCAAGACUCAGAACUAUUGUACAGAAAAUGCCAAUGACACUGACAGUUUCACGUUCAAAGUAUACUAAUGAUUCCAGUUCACCUAGUGCUGCUAAGGCAAAUUUGUUCAAAGAAAGAAAGCCGAGACUAGUUAUCCCUGAAACUUCUGGCCAUCGUUCGGAAGUGACUGUCAUGAAAGGAACUGAUUUAUUUCUGGAAUGCAUUGCUGAAGGACUUCCAACACCACAUCUAAUGUGGCGAAGGGCUGACAGAGGCAGAGUUGACAGAGGAGUCACUGAGAAUUAUGGGAAGCUAUUGAAGAUAGAACAAGUCACUGCUGAUGAUGCCGGGAUUUAUGAGUGUAUUGCCAGAAAUGCUCUGGGAGAAGCAAAACAUGAGUUCAGUGUUGGUGUUGAAGAGCCUCCCACAUGGGUGAUAAAACCGGAAAGUGGGGUUUACAGUGUUGGUGGAAGCUUUGUCUUGUUGUGUCAAGCUAUUGGCUACCCUGAGCCGACGAUCAAGUGGAAAAAGAAUGGCAUUCCCAUCAAAGAUAUUGAAACAAAAUCCAGCAGAGCUGUGUUUUCCACAAGGGAAAUCAGUGUGACUGAUCUGAUGCUAAAUGACUCAGCAGUGUACCAGUGUGAGGCUACCAACAAGCAUGGCACCAUCUUGGCCACAGCAAACAUUGAUGUUCUUGAGAUUCCUCCAGAAAUAUUAACUCCAGAUGGUGAAGGGUAUGUUGCAGUUGUGGGCUAUCCAAGCCACCUGUACUGUCAGUUUUUUGCAGUACCACCACCUGAUGUCUCUUGGACUAAAGAUGACAGCAUGAAACGUCUUGAUGCAGAUCAAAAUGGAACCUUGGAGAUCAGAGUCACAAGGAAGGAAGAUGCUGGGUUUUAUACCUGUGUGGUGAAGAAUAUUGCAGGGAGACGUGGUCUCACGGCUACUCUAACUGUCAGAGAUGCCACCAAAAUUUCUGUUAUACCCAAGAAUCCACAAGUUUUGAAAUCACAUCCAGUUUCAUUAAGAUGCCAUUCUGAAUGUGAUCCACAUUUGAAACAUGACUUAAAAAUUUCUUGGAGAAAGGAUGGACAGGAACUUGCCAAGAAUGACACCGAAGAUGGGAGAAUAAUUAUCGAGAGGGACACAUUGUUUAUACAAAACGUGGAAUUAGAAGACCAGGGAGUGUAUACCUGUAUAGGCAGUACAUCUCUAGACAGUGCUACAGAUGAUUCCCGCAUAACUGUCCUCCAUGUACCUGAUCCUCCACAAAACCUCCGCCUAUCAGAAAAGCAGAACAGAAGUGUUAGGCUGUCCUGGAAUGCUGGAAGCAGUAACAAUAGCCCAAUCAAUGAAUCUAUUGUGGAAUUUGAAGAGAACCUGUGGGAGCCCAGAAAGUGGCAUGAAUUAAUCAGGCUCCCAGGGAAUGAUACUACAGUUGUUCUGCCAUUGUCUCCUUAUGUAAACUACCAAUUCCGUGUUUUAACGGUUAAUGCUGUUGGAAAAAGCCAGGCCAGUGAGCCAUCAGAGCGAUAUGAAACACCUCCAGCUGCUCCAGACAAGAAUCCAGAAAAUAUCAGAAUUGAGAGUUCUAAACCACAUGAGAUGAACAUGACAUGGGAGCCGUUAAAGCCCUUGGAGCAAAAUGGACCAGGGCUGGAAUAUAAAGUGAACUGGAAGCAGCACGAUGCAGUCGAAUGGGAAGAAGAAACAGUGCAAAAAAAUUUCUUGGUUUUGCAGAACACUCCCAUCUUUGUACCUUACGAUAUCAAAGUUCAGGCACUAAAUAACUUUGGGUCUGGUCCUGAACCCAGUUUAGUAACUGGCUAUUCAAGUGAGGACAUCCCUGAAGCUGCUCCUUCCAAUGUAAUUGUGCAUGCCAUCAACAGUACUCUCGCUAAAGCCAUCUGGUCUAAAAUUCCGAAGGACAGAGUUCGAGGGCACCUCAGAGGCUAUAAGGUCAGCUGGUGGAAAACACGGAGUCGCCUGGAUGGAAAAAACCAUCACCCAGAGAAACACUCCUUGACAUUUAAUGGAGACCGUAAUGAUGGGAUGAUUCCUGGACUAGAGCCAUUUAGUGAAUAUCACUUAACAGUUUUGGCAUUCAAUUCCAAAGGACCUGGACCAGAAAGCCGGACAGCUGUAUUCCAAACACCAGAGGGAGUCCCAGAAAAGCCACACUUUUUGAAAACACUGAAUUUUGAGAAAGACUCAGUAACACUGUCAUGGGGACCACCUAAGAAACCAAAUGGCAUUGUCACUGGAUACGUUUUACAGUACCAGAUGAUUAAUGAAACUGAUGACAUUGGCCCUUUACAUGAAAUCAAUAUUACCAGCCCUUCAACAUUCAGCUUCAGACUUUCCAAUCUCAGCAUCAGCACAAAGUACAAGUUCUAUGCAAGGGCCUGUACAAUAGAAGGUUGUGGGAAACCAAUCACAGAGGAAGGCAUAACAAAUGCUGAAGGUAGUAAAGCUGUCGGGAAGAUUUCUGAAGCAGUAAACCCAACCCCAAAGACUCAGCCACUUGAGGCACUUGAGCCUGGAACUGCAUACACAGUUCGACUAGUGACUAAGCAUUGGGUUGAUAAUAAUAGUAUUUCUGCAGAUGUAAUUGAGACAAGGGGGAGAGCUUAUGUUGGAAUUUAUGAACGAAUCUCUACACAAGGCUGGUUUAUUGGACUGAUGGGGGCCAUUGCUUUGCUUACCUUAUUGUUGCUCACAGUCUGCUUUGUGAAAAGGAACAAAGGAGGAAAAUAUUCAGUGAAAGAAAAAGAAGAUUUGCAUCCAGAUCCAGAAGGCCAAUCCAUAAAGGAUGAAAUCUUUGGUGAAUACAGCGACAGUGAUGAAAAGCCUCUCAAAGGAAGCCUGCGGUCUCUGAACAUGGACAUUAAGGCUGCAGAAAGCGCUGACAGUUUGGUGGAUUAUGGAGAAGGGGACCACAGAAUGUUCAGUGAAGAUGGUUCAUUUAUUGGCGCUUAUACCGGAUGUAAGGAGAAAGCAUCAGCUGAAAGCAUCGGGAGUUCUACAGCAACUUUUCCUCUCCAUGCAUAAAAUAUUAGCAUGAAUCAUUCAUUUCAAGUCACCAUAUUUAUCUUUACUAGUCAUCAGAUAUCAUCCAAGUCAGAAAUAGGCUGCAAAAAAAAGUUCAAGACCUCAGCAUUCAGCCUUAGUAGAAAUAGGGAGCUGACUUCAGAGCUGAUUUGUGAAACUCUUCUUCUUUAUGCCACAGGCAUUUCCAUCCCAUUAAAAUGUGACUCAGAACUAAAAUUUGAUACGACACAUGCCACUCAGUCUGACCAAAACCUCAGCUACUUCCGUGUUAUAUAUGUUUGUGAAUGUAUAUAUAUAUAUAUAUGGGGACAUGAUACCUUCUGUGUUUCUUACAGCCCAGGUCUAUAGCUAUGUGUGGCUAUAGCAGCAAUCAAACAAUUUACACUAACAUCAUAUUACUACUACUGUGUCUCUAGUUUGGACAGUGGGCCUAUUUUUCCUGAUGUAAUCCUAUUAUGAAUGUUUACUGGAUAUAAAGAGCAACUGGGCUGUUCUGCUAACAAAACAGAUUUCAGCCGGGGCACCAAAAAGGACAUCAGCCAAUGACUCCUUUUGCCUUCCAUAGCCCCCAUGUUGUGCACCCUCAAAAUUUCUCCCAAAGGGCAGGUUUGGGUGCAGUGUGGUGGGCUACCAGCAGUGAAAGAGAGCCCCAUUGUCUUAGUUGGCAACACUGCAUUUGAGCUGUAAGAUUGCACUGGCAAAACUGCCCCAUCUUAGCCAAUGCUUUUUUGGGGUCUCAUUCAAGAAAAUAAUUUCCAGUCCUUCCUUCACUACAUUAGCUCUAGUAGUCAGUUGUGUGCUGCACAAUACCUCUGAACUUUUCCUAUAAUGCACCUCGUCUUGCUAAAGGUGGCUGCUCUUAGUGUUUGAGCAGUGACCUACAGGGUAGCAGUAUGCCAUCUUGUAUCAGAAACACUACUGGUGCAGGGCAUUUUAAAACUUAUUUGGCACACUGUACAUAGUAAAACAGGGUCUUAACUAGAACCCUUUUCUUGUCUUGUUUCUGUUCCUCUGUAUAUAUUCUUCCAACACACCCAAAGUUCCCCAAUAAUCUGAUAUAGCCUCAGUAUUACAGGGAUCACAGACACCAGACAGGGAAAGCAGCAACACUUGCAUACAGGAAGACAUUGUAAGUGAAAACUGCAUUCCAUAUGAGACAUUAUUUAAUAUCCCGAAGGAAUCAUCCCAUUGGUUUUCGAAAUUGUACUCUGUGUCACUGGCAGCAUCUUAGGAAGACAGAAUGAUCUAUCUACAAAAAAAGCUGUUUUCAAAGCUACUGUAACUUCUAUCUCUUUUCCCCACUAGCUGGCACUCUUUCUUUAUGCAAUCAGCUGCAAUAACCUUCCUAUGAUUGUGAACAGUAUAUGGCUGAUUCAGAGAUGUGGAGCUCUAGUUAAUACAAAUAGAUCUCCUGUCUCUCACCCAUGAAAUAUGAAAUGAAUUCUUUUUUUAUGGAGAGUGCUAUCUUCAAAAGCAUGUUCAGUGUAGCAGCACCCUACCUGUAUAUUAGUAUGGAGAAAUACCAGUUGUGAAUUGUUGUACAUAUUAUGUUCACAUUGAUUUAUUCAGGUCCACCCAUACCUGGUUUAUCUGCAGACAGAUACAAUGGUAGCACAGCGUUAUUCAUUGAGUAGCUACUGAGUUUCUCCUGCGGGUUGGAUUUCUUUGAAUAGGAACACUUUUGCCUAUAAAAUGUGUUGAGAAAUAUUUCUAACAAAUUCCUCUCUCCCAUCAUCUUUUGUAAAACUCUUACUUUGAAGUCUUCAUGACUAUUUUAACAUUCAUCUGGGUUCCUAUUUACAUUGUGUUGAAUCAGAGCAAAUGUAUUUUCUGAGAAAGCCUUUUAUAUGUGACCUUUCAGUACACACAGUACACAAAGUACUAUAUUGGAUAUAAGAAGCAACAAUUAUCCAGAGUUACUUGAAUGAUACAUAUAAGUUGUCUUAAUUAAAGUUAUAUUGGAGGCUGUUGCUUGAAAAACUGUUCUGAGAUGAACAAGCCUCAGUAUUUUGUGUGAAAACAAUAUUAAUUUGCUCCUCAGCCUUAUCCUAGGCAAGAAUUUGCUGAUAAACCUGCUCCAUGCAUUUUUUAUUAUGAGCAUGUGCAAAUAAAUUUUUUUCAUUA